Ipomoea triloba (trilobed morning glory) is the source of this 1408-nucleotide messenger RNA. Its product is annotated as transcription factor bHLH118-like. Gene Ontology annotation, molecular function: protein dimerization activity; RNA polymerase II transcription regulatory region sequence-specific DNA binding; DNA-binding transcription factor activity, RNA polymerase II-specific. The record is from RefSeq and is a predicted model, not a curated record. Gene Ontology annotation, cellular component: RNA polymerase II transcription regulator complex. Gene Ontology annotation, biological process: regulation of transcription by RNA polymerase II. Bases 251 to 1138 code for a protein of 295 amino acids. Lineage: Eukaryota; Viridiplantae; Streptophyta; Magnoliopsida; Solanales; Convolvulaceae. The transcript has 3 exons.
AUAAUCCUCAUCUCCCUUUCUAUAUAUCUAUUUAUUGGGAAGGGAGAGAGAGGGAGAGAUUGCAUAAUCAAAUUAAAGGCCCAUUUCAAGAUCUGCUAACAACCGAAUCCCCUUCAAUAUUAUCUAUCAUCAACUCCAAACUAAUCCGGGCGUAUGAUUAGCUAGCUAGCAGUGCACUUGAUAAAGUAGAUCAGAUAGAUGAAGGGCGGGUGAUUGCUAGUUGGUGAGGAUAUUAUUGAAUUAAUGCGGAAUGGAUAACUUUCAUCAUCAAAAUCCAUUCUUUCCCUCGCAACAAAACAAUGAAGAUUACUCUGAGCUGUUUUCUGCUCCUCAUACGACGACACAAACACAUGACGAUGACGCGCCCUUUUUGUUUCAGCAAGAUCCGACAUUACUCCAACAUCAAGAUCUGCAGUUCGAUGUUGGUUACUUAGAAUUAGAUGACCCAGUGGCGGCGGCAGCGCUAGAGGUGAGUAAUUAUCCCACUCCAGACAACGUUAACGCCGCCCCGAGAAACAAGGGAAAGAAGAAGCAGCAGAAACCGUGGGCGGCGGCUGGUCGGGGCCAAGGGGAGAGCAGUGCGAGUGAUGGCAAGCAGAAGAGAGUGAUUCAUAGGGACAUUGAAAGGCAAAGGAGACAAGAAAUGGCCAACCUUUAUGCUUCUCUCCGCGUUCAACUCCCUCUCGAAUACCUUAAGGGAAAACGGUCCACAUCUGAUCAUGUUAUGGAGGCGGUGAAUUACAUUGAGGACAAGCAGAAGAGCAUUAGGGAAUUGGAAGAGAAGAGGGACAGGUUAAAAAGGCUUGGUUCCAGUGGCAGUGAUGUUGUUGAUGAAGAUUAUAAUCGCAGAACUGGAAACUCAUCAUCAUCUGCAGCAGCACCAGCAAUGGUGACAGUUCAGACAUGCUUGGAUGGGGUUGAGAUAUUCAUAAAUUCUGGCUUUCCCAACCAAGGGUUUCGGAUUUCAAGGGCGCUUGAUCUACUGGUGCAACAAGGCCACCAUGUUCUUAGCUGCGUUUGCUCUAGAGUUGAUGACAGACUUCUCCACACCAUCCGAGUUCAGGUGAGUCCACAGGCAGGAGUUGAUCUUCAGGUGCUUCAACAAAAUCUGAGUGAUUCUAUUAAUCAACAGUACUGAUCCAAUUUCCAUAUACACGUACUACUACAUCAUGUAUUAAUUAAGCACGUACUGUUAUUAUGAGUAGUCCUCAUGAACGUGCAGUGCAGUGUAUGUUUAAUUUGUUUCUUUGUUUUUUCGUUUCCUAUAUAUGUAUGUUGUUCCAUUAAUUUAAUGUUGUGUAAGACAUUGCAUUUUUGCUCAUGAAUGAGGAGUUUCUGAUGGAAUUGAGGUUCUGCAAUCCUUUGUGUAUGUAUAGUAGCUUGAUAGUUUUCAUUAAACAAAUGUAUG